AUGACCAUCUCCAACAAGGAAAAGCCCGUCUUUGUCCUGGUGCCUGGCGCCUCUCAAAACCCAGCCCAUUACGCUCACCUCCUCCACCUCCUGCAGUCUGCCGGGUAUGGGGCUACCACCGGUCUGCUCCCCAGUAUCGGUGCCCAGGGCGAGGUGACUGCGGCCGAUGAUGCCGACUACGUCCGCAACCGCCUGAUCCUCCCUGUUCUCGAUAUCGGCAACCGAGACGUGAUCCUGAUCAGCCAUUCCUACAGUGGAAUGCCCGCUAGCGCGGCUGCACGCGGGCUGGGUCCUGCCGACCGCGCCGCCGAAGGCAAGACGACCUCCGUCGUCGGCCAGAUCUUCAUCGCGACUAUCCUGCCCCGUGGUGGACUAAGUGUCAUCGAUUCCUUUGGUGGACAUCUGCCCCCUCACAUGUACAUCGAUUCAGGGACUGAUCUCGUUCUCGAGUCCCUGCCCCGAAGCGAGCUGGGACACCGAGGCCUUCCGCGACCGGGUCGCCUACAUUCACACCCUCAAGGACCACGCCGUUCCGUACGAGGCCCAGGUCGCCAUGGUCCAGGCCACCGGGGUGAAGUGGAUCACCCGCGAGGUCACGGCUGGUCACAGUGUACAAUUAUCGGCCCCGGAGGAGCUGACUAA
Messenger RNA from Aspergillus oryzae RIB40, 642 nucleotides. RefSeq lists its product as uncharacterized. The coding region runs from base 1 to 642 and encodes 213 amino acids. The record is from RefSeq and is a predicted model, not a curated record. The transcript is spliced from 2 exons. NCBI's taxonomy places the organism in Eukaryota, Fungi, Ascomycota, Eurotiomycetes, Eurotiales, Aspergillaceae.